GUGUCACGAGAGAUGUUGUGAAAGAGGGAGAGAUCUAUGGUUAAAGUGCUUUAGUGAAAGUGUUGUAUGAUGCAUUAGGUUGUUCAUAAGGACUGAGCUUCUCUCUCUGUCCCAGGCAUGUCAGGCAUGGACAACAUGGACCGAGGUUUCUUCCGGAAGGUAGACGUGCCAGACCAAGCUCAUUACAUCGUGGCCUGCUUCGUUGUGGUGAUCGGAGCGGUGGGGGUCGGUGGGAAUGCCCUGGUGAUGUACGCCUUCUUCAGUAACAAGAAGCUCCGGACUCCUCCCAACUAUUUCAUCAUGAAUCUGGCAGUGAGUGAUUUCCUCAUGGCUAUCACACAGUCCCCUAUCUUCUUUGUCAACUGUCUCUACAAGGAAUGGGUUUUUGGAGAAACAGGCUGUAAGAUGUACGCCUUCUGUGGGGCCUUAUUUGGGAUCACCUCCAUGAUCAAUCUGCUGGCUAUCUCCAUUGACCGCUACAUCGUCAUCACCAAGCCCCUACAGGCCCUCCACUGGACCUCUAAACGCCGUACCUCCGUUGUCAUCGUCAUUGUCUGGCUCUACUCGCUGGCCUGGAGCCUGGCGCCUCUCUUUGGCUGGAGUUCUUAUAUCCCUGAGGGCCUGAUGACCUCCUGUACGUGGGAUUAUGUGACCUCCACACCAGCCAAUAGGAGUUACACUCUGAUGCUAUGCAUCUUUGUGUUCUUCAUCCCACUGGCCAUCAUCUCCUACUGCUACCUCUGCAUGUUCCUGGCCAUACGCACUGCCAGUAGAGACAUGGAGAAACUGGGCAGUCAGGUGAGGAAGUCCACCCUCAUCCAGCAGCAGUCCAUCAAGACAGAGUGGAAGCUGGCCAAGAUUGCCUUUGUGGUCAUCAUCGUCUAUGUGAUGUCCUGGUCUCCCUAUGCCUGCGUCACCCUCAUCGCCUGGGCUGGCUAUGGACGUGCCCUCAGCCCCUACUCCAAGGCCGUCCCUGCUGUCAUCGCCAAAGCCUCAGCCAUCUAUAACCCUUUCAUCUAUGCCAUCAUCCACUCUAAGUACAGAGACACUCUGGCAGAGAAGGUUCCCUGUCUGCACUUCCUGGCCCAACCACACAGGAAGGGCUGUAUCUCUAUGUCCAACAGCGAGUCCUCCUUCAGGGACCCUAUGCUCAGCAGACAGUCCUCCACCUCCAAGACCAAGUUCCAUAAAGUGUCCUCCAUGUCCACCGGAGACACACAGGUGUGGAGUGACGUGGAGCUGGACCCCUUCGACCAGCAGAGCCAGUCUCUGAGAAUCAGCCACUCCUCUGGAGCUCUGAGAGUGAAGGAGUGCAGACAGUCAGCCCAAGAGCAGGCAGAAAAAGGUAAGGCUGCCGUCCCCGAGAGGGGCUCACUGAGCAGCUGUGACCACAACCUGGUGUCUGAAUCUGUGACCAGGGAGGAGGCUGGGGAGGGGUGGCAGGAGGAGGAGAAGACCCAGGAGAGACCCCCCCAGUCCCCCAGCACCCUGAACAACAACAAACAAAGAGAUUCUGCGGUUCCACACAUCAUCAUCAGCCCCUCGUCAGAGACGACGGGGCACUAUAAGGGGGAGGAACAUGGAGCACAGACCCGUGAGGAGAACAUGCUACUGUGCCUGCAGAGCUUAAACUGCUCCAAUGAACUGCUGGAGUUGGUUGAAAAGUUUCUCUCCUGAAACCCCCCUGGGGAGUCGGUCUGAAGGCUUUGCUGUAUGCAUGAUGUGUGGAUGUGGUACUGUCACAAUAUUGUACAAUACAGACAAUAGAGAGCAAGUGAGGAUUGUCAUGGUCCAAGAAGGUUAUACUUAUGUUAAAUACAAUCAUCUGCUAAUGCUUUCACAACUGUCAGAGUAUGUGUAAUCUACUGUAUGAUCUUGACACACUUCUGUCCAGUCUUAUGUUUGGCCUUAUGUUUUAAUGACAAACAAAUAUCUCAUGACAAACAAUCCUUUGGUCUCCUACAGCAGGCUACUGAGUAGGUUGUCCUAUACCUGCUUUAAGGCCUGAGUAGAAUCUACCAUCACCGCACAAGAACGUAAGGACACUGUAAAGACUCGGAUGGACUUGUUUUUUGGUGAUCAACCCAGCAGGUCGAAGGAUCUUUCUGAAAGUGUUCAUUCUAAAACCAAGAAGCACAUAAUAUGAGGACCAACUGAUUCACCAGAAAUCAAUGAGACAAAAGAUCCACUUGAUUCAAACCAAAUGAUGCAGCCCAAUCCACAUCCAAAACAUCUAGACUAGAGAGAGUUAGAAAGGCUCAAGCACUGUUACUAUACAUACAAUACUCUUUCUUUAGGGUGAAACUUUGUGUAAAGGAGGAGUAUAGAAAAUGUAGUAAUUUCCUAUGAUUUAACCUUUGGAAACUAAAUCAUAUAAUUACUGAAAUGUUUAGAGUAUUUUCUGCUUGACUGUACAAGGUUUGAUUACCACUUGUUUUUCAACUGUCUACUACUGGGUUUGUAAUCCCCAUGGACUGUGGAGCAUUUCCUUAUUAUCUGUCACAAGUACUGUAUGUUCUGUUGUAUGUGCACAUGUACAGUAUUUCCUGUAGGUACCAGAUUACUAUUAAAUGAUGGGUUUGUACUAUGUGUGGCUUUGAGAAGAAGGAUGGGGGUUUCUAUAUCAAACUCUGAAUAACCCUGCUCGAACCUAAAGUCCUAUUUUGGAAGGGAACUCGAUGCCGGAGUGAUAUUGGUUAGGUGUCUACCUAUGGGAUAUGUGUUAUUUUAGAUGAGGAAAUACUUUUACUGCAUAAACUCAAAUUGCACCCGU
Salmo salar (Atlantic salmon) is the source of this 2773-nucleotide messenger RNA. NCBI's taxonomy places the organism in Eukaryota, Metazoa, Chordata, Actinopteri, Salmoniformes, Salmonidae. The record is from RefSeq and is a predicted model, not a curated record.